CCAGCAGCGCGUGCCGAGAGAAAGCACGAGCUUGUCUCUCUCUGCUAGCGCGCGCGAUACAUCUCUCUCUCUCAGAGCUGAGGAAAGGGACAGUAAAAGGGAAAAACAAAUCCUUUAACCAGAGGGUGAGGUACUGUAGGUGAGCGCGAGCAGACCAUCUGAGGUGAAAAAAACAAAACGAAUUAAAACUACGAUGCAGCCAGAUAUGGAUUAAAAGUCCAAGCUUGAGAUUUGACCAUGUGGAUCUUCGUCAGUAAACUGGCGUUCGUGUUUCUGCUCUCGUGACACUGAGUUUGUAGAGGAGCUUCAGCAGCUGAAACAUAUAAUGGAGACGUUCUCUAGACCAGAGUGUCAGAUCUGCUUUAACCCGUUCAGCCCUCGACGGCGGCCCAAACUUCUGGAGUGCAGGCACACGUGCUGCUCAGAAUGUUUGCAUCAGAUGGUGCUGAAUCACAGGGAAGUCCGCUGCCCCUGGUGCCGCCAUGUCACGCACCUCUGCGGCCUCUCCGUGUUACAGCUCCCAGAUGAUCCGGAAGCACUCUCAGCCAUCACCUUGGCACACGCGCCCGUUUUUAUCCAGCUGCCCAAUAGCAGCUGCUACCUGCUGCCUCUGUCAGGGGAUGAACACGCCUACAGAUACGGCUUCAAAAACCCAGACGGGACGACUCAACCUGAACGCCUUACAGCCGGAGAGGAGGAGGAGGCAGAGGGGAGAGACGCGACGAUGAAGAGUUCAGCCUGGACCGGGUUCUGCACUGUCCUCCUGGUAGCCAUCAUCCUCAUCUUCCUCCUGGCCAUCGUCCUGCACAACAUGUCUUGUGUGUCCAAACGCUUCAGCAUCAUUUCCUGUGGAUGAAAGGCGAGACGGGGGCUGUGUUUCAAAUAUCACCCUACUCACUAUUCCCUACGGAGAAGAAUCAGGAGCACACAGUAGUGCACUGAAAAGGGAAUGAAAUUCAGGGUUCAGAUAAAGGAUUUCAUGACAAAUUGCUCACAGUGAUCGGUCAGCUGUGGAUGUGUCUCAAAUUACAGUUUGUAUGCACUAGUUAGGGAACAUAAACACAAACCACUUGCCCUGAUCACUACGUAGGGAACAUAAACUCCAUUUUAAACACCUCAUGUUAUAUAUAUACACUGUGGGCGUGUCUCAAACCACAUGCCCUAUUCCCUAUAUAGGGCCAUUUCUAACAGCUCACUAUAAUCCGUCUGGUGUGGGUGUGUCCCAAUUCCAAACCACACACCUUAUUCACUAUGUAGGGAACAAACACCAUUUCUUAUUUACCCUAUUUACUGUACAGACUACAUACUGUAUCAUGUUCAAGCUCCGCAGUGUAUUGCUCGGUUACACUGGACGCUAACUGUGUUCUGAUGUCAUGAGCGCACUGGAUAAAUCCCAGGUAGGUAGUGCACUAUGUAGUGAACAGGGUGUGAUUUUGGACCUACAGUGCGUUUGACUUUCAGUCAGAAAGAGGAGCGCACGUUUGUACAAAGACACUCUGGAUAUAAUAAGAGGUUCUAAGAGACUCACUGUUUCCUGCUGAAAGGCAGGAGUUUAAAGUAACACUCAGUAAAUCUUUCUCUUUUUCGUCUGCGUGGGAUUGGAGGAAUUUCUCCACCUCAACUCAAAACACUGUAUGGACGUUAUUUUUUUUGCCAGUGUACAGUUAAAGACCAAGCUCGAUGCAGUGUUGAACUGGGUCAUAUUGUAAUGUGGUAGCAGUGUGUGACUGUGACGAUUUAAACGUAACGUUAAGAAGGUUUUCACGUAUGUAGCGUUUGAAGCCGGACCAAAACAACCGAUCUGAGAUCGCGCCGAGGUUCUGGGACUUUUGCGAUUAUGUUCUAACCCUGCUCCUUCUCACAGAUUCAAGCAAUUCGUUUUUUCUUUAAUUUUUUCUCAAAAAUCUGCGCAGUGUGAAAUCAAACCGGGCCAAAACGAAAGUUAGAAAAUGAACUACAGCUAACAGUUACAGUAUUUAGAAUGGCCUAAUGAGUAAGAAAGCUUAAGUCUUAAGUAAUAACGCUAUAAAGCUGACAAAGAAGGGGCUUUUCAUGACUAAGAAGAAGAAGAAGAAGAAAUCUUUUAUAGUGAAUCAACACAAAUCCUGUUUGCUGGAUUUCCUCCUUCAGCUCUGCCACAUUUUUAACUAAUGUCCAAAUAUACAAUUUUCUACGUGUUAUUUAAAUGUUGCUGUGAAAUGUGUAAUAAAAGACGUUGGUGUUGUGAGUCA
This is a messenger RNA of Pangasianodon hypophthalmus (striped catfish), 2231 nucleotides long. RefSeq names its product ring finger protein 152 (gene rnf152). Gene Ontology annotation, biological process: protein ubiquitination. NCBI's taxonomy places the organism in Eukaryota, Metazoa, Chordata, Actinopteri, Siluriformes, Pangasiidae. The record is from RefSeq and is a predicted model, not a curated record. Bases 326 to 856 code for a protein of 176 amino acids. The transcript has 3 exons. Gene Ontology annotation, molecular function: ubiquitin protein ligase activity.